UCCGUCGCCGCCUCUAUUAGAGGCUAAAACCCUAGCCGACGCCUCUCUCUCGCCUCUCUCUCUCACCUCCUCCGGCGACGACCUCCGUCGAGCUCCAUCGCUAGCAGCAACACUACCUCCGGUCGAGCUCCACCUCAUGGUCUCACCAACUCCGGUCUCACCUUUUUCACAGGCUCACCUUCUCCAGCACUGCAGCACCAAAUCCCCAGCUAGGCGGCUAUCUCCAAAGCCCUCCACCACCGUCACCAUCGCACUUUGUUGGGCUUGGUCUGUAACAGAGAGAAAAAGAAAUUAUCAUCGAUCAGUUACUUAAAUGGGUAAAAAGGAGAAAUUUUCUGCUCUCGAUAUGCCCGAUGUCCCAACAGGCCAACUCCCUGAGCAUUUAGAGCUUCAGAGAACUCGGGUCGUUUGCAAGUCUGACGCCCCAAUUCACUACAGAGGGUGUGAGUUACUCUGGUGCUUAUGCUGCCAUGGGAGUUGACAACAGUCUGCAACUUGAUAGCUUCUGCAAGAACUUCAAAGUGGUGGUUAACAAGUUAUCUGAGGACGAGAUGGAAUUCGAUAUGAUUGGCAUUGAUGCUGCGUUGGCUAAUGCAUUCAGAAGGAUCCUUAUAGCUGAGGUGCCCACUAUGGCUAUUGAGAAGGUUUUUUUUCUUGAUAAUACUUCGGUGAUUAAUGACGAAGUGUUAGCUCAUCGGCUGGGGCUUAUUCCUCUCGCGGUCGAUCCGAGACUGUUUGAUGAUCUAUCGGAAAAUGAUGUUCCGAAUGAGAGAAAUACAUUAGUCUUCAAGUUGGAGGUUUCAUGUGAAAAGGGUGGCCCACGCCGUACAGUAAAGUCAGAUCAACUGAAGUGGCUGCCAAAUGGAAGUGAGCUACCGAUGGAAUUACGUAAUCCCUCUGGCAAUCAAAAAGGGUAUACUUCGUUUAGCUGCAGUCAAGCUUCGCUGCCAGAACUUUCAAAGAAUCCACCUAGAGUGAAGCAUGGAGAUAUAAUCAUAUCAAAACUUGGGCCAGGACAGGCAAUUGAACUUGAAGCUCAUGCAGUGAAAGGCAUUGGCAAAACCCAUGCCAAGUGGUCUCCUGUGUCUACAGCAUGGUACAGGAUGCUCCCUGAGGUUGUCUUGUUGAAAGAAGUAAGAAAUGAAGAUGCAGAAGGCCUGGCUGCAAAGUGUCCAACAAAAGUCUUUGAUAUUGAGGAUAUGGGAAAAGGUGAGAAGAGAGCGGUGGUAGUAAAUCCACGAGCUUGUACACUGUGCAGAGAAUGCAUUCGAGGGGGAGGCGAAGAUCUUGUGGAACUAAGGCGUGUUAAAGACCAUUUCAUCUUUACAAUAGAAUCAGCAGGAGCUCUACCCCCUGAAGUGCUUUUUACUGAAGCUGUGAAGAUCUUAGAAGGAAAAUGCGAACGCGUGAUCUCCGAGCUUUCAUAGUACUUAAUAGGUCAAGUUUCAUACUUACAACUUAUUCGAACUCUCGAUAUUAACGAAAGAGUUUUCGAUUGCGAUUGCGAUUCUCGAGUGGUUCAUAUGUAUUAAUUUAGCAUGGUGUAAGAAUUUUCAAGCUUGUAAAAGAAACUAAAUUAGUUUUGAGUAUGGGUAGAUAGUAUCAUUCAAUUUCUUAUAA
Molecule: messenger RNA, 1620 nt
Organism: Asparagus officinalis (garden asparagus)
Lineage: Eukaryota; Viridiplantae; Streptophyta; Magnoliopsida; Asparagales; Asparagaceae
Product: DNA-directed RNA polymerases I and III subunit RPAC1
Exons: 10
Coding region: 471-1427 (318 amino acids)
Biological process (GO): DNA-templated transcription
Cellular component (GO): RNA polymerase III complex; RNA polymerase I complex
Molecular function (GO): DNA binding; protein dimerization activity
Source: RefSeq, a predicted model, not a curated record